ACCAUCCCAAAAUCUCAGAAGAAACUUGUCUUCUGUGACCUUCCCAAUGAGGAUCCGAACAGGGUUCUUUUGUAUCUUGUUAUCCUUGCUAUUUGCAGCAAAUGUCUGCCAUGCAGGUGAAGACCAGACGAAGGUCGAGGUUUUUGGCGCAGGUGAAUGUGCGGGGUGUAAAGAGAAUAACGUCCCAACUAGCCAGGCCUUUAAAGGGCUUAAAGUAACCAUAGAUUGCAAGCCAGAAAAUGGAGAGUUCAAGACGGGCGGUUCUGGCGAGCUCGAUGGAGAAGGGAACUUCAAGGUUUCUCUUCCGGCAGACAGGCUUAAAGACGGGAAAUUGAAGGAGGAAUGCUACGCACGACUCCACAGUGCGGCGGCUGAUCCCUGCCCCGCUCAUGAUGACGACCUGGAAUCCUCCAAGGUUGUCUUGAAAUCGGAGAGUGAUGGAAAGCAGAGUUUUGGGUUGAAAGGGAAGCUGAAGUUCUCGCCGGUCACUUGUGCGUCGGCUUUCCUUUUGCCGAAAUUCAAGCCUCCAAAAUUGCCCGUGUUCCCACCGAUUUACAAGAAGCCCCUCCCACCAUUUUACAAGAAGCCCCUCCCGCCAUUUUACAAGAAGCCACUUCCACCACCAAUUCCAAUUUACAAGAAGCCACUUCCAUCAAUUCCAAUUUACAAGAAGCCACUUUACAAGAAGCCACUUCCAUCAAUUCCAAUUUACAAGAAGCCACUUCCAUCAAUUCCAAUUUACAAGAAGCCAUUUUACAAGAAGCCACUUCCAUCAAUUCCAAUUUACAAGAAGCCACUUCCAUCAAUUCCAAUUUACAAGAAGCCACUUCCACCAAUCCCAAUUUACGAAAAACCACUUCCACCACCUAUUCCAAUUUUCAAGAAGCCACUUCCGCCACUCAUUCCAAUUUACAAGCCAAAGCCUCCGUUCUUUAAGCCGCUUCCUCCCCUACUUCCUAACGGCCUUCCAUUUCCCGAGAAGAAACUUCCACCACCGAUCCCAAUUUACAAGAAGCCACUUCCACCAUUCCCAAUUUACAAGAAACCACUUCCACCAAUCCCAAUUUACAAGAAGCCGCUUCCACCAAUCCCAAUUUACAAGAAACCACUUCCACCAAUCCCAAUAUACGAAAAACCACUUCCACCACCUAUUCCAAUUUACAAGAAGCCACUUCCGCCACUCAUUCCAAUUUACAAGCCAAAGCCUCCGUUCUUUAAGCCGAUUCCUCCCCUACUUCCUAACGGCCUUCCAUUUCCCGAGAAGAAGCCAUUCCCUCUUCUUCCUAAGUUUCCUCCUAAACCCAAGUACUUUCCCCACCCCAAGUUCGGAAAAUUCCCUCCUCUCUCAUCCAGUGAUCCUCAACCUUGACUGUUGCAGUUUAAGGUUCAGUUACGGUGAAUGAAAAUGUCCUUUGAUGCAUCAAUGUGAAGGUGAAGCUUUUCAUUUGCCUCUAGCAAUAAAGCUCGUGAAGAAGAAGAAGUUUGCUUAUUUUAGCUUGUAAUUUAUAUUAAGGGAAUUAAGAAGUUGUUUAUGGAUGUCAGUAUUGUUAAUAAAUUUAUUUGGAAGGUGCAUCAAUGAAUUAUGUUGAAUAAUAGAGAAUAGACUUU
This is a messenger RNA of Rubroshorea leprosula, 1608 nucleotides long. The record is from the annotation of a GenBank genome assembly. NCBI's taxonomy places the organism in Eukaryota, Viridiplantae, Streptophyta, Magnoliopsida, Malvales, Dipterocarpaceae.